CACGGCAAGUGUCUGUACCAUCGCAGCCAUUGCCCCCGCCCUGCUCCAGCAGCCUUAACUUCUAGUUAUUUUAUAAAUUAUUCAUUUUCAGCUAUUCCACUGUUUUUGGACGCUCUUACACAUGGUACAAAUGACCUUUCAACUUUAUCUGCGAUAUAUUGUCAGUUGGGAAAUGCAUAUUACUCUACUAAUGAAAUGCAGAAGGCCUUUUCAUACCACUGUUAUGAUAUGAUGAUAGCAAAGUUAAUGAAUGAUGAAGUGGGUGAAGCAAAGGCUUGCGGAAAUAUAGGCAACGUAUUAAAAAUGCAAAAUUCUUUCCUUGAUGCUAUUGUGUUUACGGAACGUCAGUUGGAACUUUCUGAACAAUUAGAUGAUAAGAAGUGCAUGGCACGAGCCCUGUAUAACCUCGGUACCAUUUAUCAUGCUAGAGCUAAGCUGACUGGAAAGAAUAUCUGUGCGAAUGGGAAAGACGCGAAUGCAAAUGCGGAUUUGUCUCACAAUUCCAGAUCUUCAUACUCUUAUCAUGAUGAUUUAAACCUAGCCUUUCAGUACUAUUGUCGAAGCGCGGGUAUCUCAAGGAAAUUAGAGGAUCAUCUUAGUACUGGCCGGAUUUAUGGCUGCAUGGGAAAUGUGUUACAUUUACUUGGCGAUUACAAGGGAGCCAUAGAUUCUCAUACAAAGCGUUUGUCCGUUGCCUCUCAAUUUGGAGAUCACAACGCUAAACAUCGGGCUUACAUAAAUCUUGGCAAUGCUCAUGUGCUGCUGUCGGAGAUUGAUCAGGCCAUCGUAUACUAUCAGUCUGCCUUGAAUCUAGCCGUGGAAAAGAAUAACAAAGGGCGAGAAGCACAAUGUUGCUUCUAUUUGGCCAGUGCAUCAUCGUUGAAGCCGGACUAUCCAGCAGCUGCUGGAUAUUAUCUUCGACAUCUUUCCUUAGCUCGAAGCUUGAAAGACUACGCUGGAAUGGCAAGAGCGUAUACAUCAUUGGCAGCGGUUUACACAAAUAUGGAGGAGUAUCCGAAAGCUGCGUACUUUCUUGCAUGCCAUCGAGCGCUUGGUAAAGAGGUAUGA
Messenger RNA from Cooperia oncophora, 1068 nucleotides. Lineage: Eukaryota; Metazoa; Nematoda; Chromadorea; Rhabditida; Trichostrongylidae. The record is from the annotation of a GenBank genome assembly.